AUGAUGCACCUUAUGUCAUCAGCACCCUUUGAGCUGGUUUCCAUUGAUUUCCAGCACCUGGAUAAGAGCAAAGGUGAAUAUGAUUACUUUACUGAAUAUGUCCAAGCCUAUGCAACACCCAACAACAUGGCCCACACUGGUGCUAAGAAGAUUUGCAAUGAGUUAAUUCCGAGAUUUACUUUUCCAACACACGUACAUCAUGACCCAGUUGGCUAGUUUGAGAACAAAUUGUUCCACCGCCUCCAAUGCCUUAGUGGAGUUGCUACCUUGUGAACUACUCCAAACCACCCAGAGGGCAAUGGCCGGGUAGGACGUAUGAACUGUACCUUACUCUCUAUGUUAAGGACCCUCCCAGAGGUAAAGAAAUCGUAUUAGAAGGAUUCUUAAACAGGCUUAUACAUGCUUAUAACUGCACAAGACAUGACACUACUGGAUUUUCACCAUUUUUUCCUGAUGUUUGGCUGUUCUCUGAGA
Pocillopora meandrina is the source of this 474-nucleotide messenger RNA. The record is from the annotation of a GenBank genome assembly. NCBI's taxonomy places the organism in Eukaryota, Metazoa, Cnidaria, Anthozoa, Scleractinia, Pocilloporidae.